AUGAACAUGGAUACGAGCCCCAUCAACUUUCUCCCUUCGCCCGAGAACGACUUCCCGUUUCCUUUCGCAGAGGAGUGUCCUAACGAUGUCUUCCAACCAUUCUGGACACCACCCGCGCACUGGCAGCUCCCUGAGUUGCACAUCCACCACAACGUCAACACGUCGCGGGUGGAGAAUCAGAUUUGGGUGCGGCUGACCCUGACUCCUCUCCCAGAAGGCGCCACGAAGCUGCACCUACAGCGCAACACAAUUGGGAGACCAAAGCUGCUGGCAAAAGAUGAACACAGGGUGAAGUCUCCCGACACUUUGGAACUCCAUACGUUCCUGGUCCGAGGCAGCGCGAUGAAGGACAAAGACACGAGAAUGAGAGCUUUGGAAGAGGCGAGCCGACGGAUCCGGGAACCACACAGACAGGAAACCCACGCAUUGCCGACCGAGGCUGGGGGAGAGGUGCGUAUUUGUGACCGCUGCAUGUUCCGCGAACGCAAGCGUGCGUCGCGCAAGAUCAGGGUCGACAAGGGACAGGAGUCAUGGGCUGAGGACGAGGAAGAUCGUGUCGUGGUUUUCAACGACUCGGAGUACAUGAGAUGGGAGCAGCCGUCGUCGUCAGGUGCAGCAGAAGGAGCGAUGCAGGUGGAGCUGCGGAUGCGGAUAGCAUGCUACUGCCGCCACCACAAAGAGCAAGUUGGGUUCUGUGUCAUCUUCACCAUCGCCGAUCACAAAGGCAACCAGAUUGCUCAGCGCAUGACGAGCCCGAUCCUUGUGACGGACCGACACAAAAGUCUCAUCCUGGGACCUCUCGCCGAGCACUGA
Messenger RNA from Lasiodiplodia theobromae, 813 nucleotides. RefSeq names its product Membrane-tethered transcription factor. Lineage: Eukaryota; Fungi; Ascomycota; Dothideomycetes; Botryosphaeriales; Botryosphaeriaceae. The transcript has 3 exons. The record is from RefSeq and is a predicted model, not a curated record. The coding region runs from base 1 to 813 and encodes 270 amino acids.